AUGGCCAGAUGCCAAAGAGACUGCAUAGAGAGACCCCUGCGGAUCUGCUUUGAAAUGAUGGGUCAUUUUAUUGGAUCCCAUCCCUGGUGGUUCCUGAUCACCCCCCUUAUCGUCUCAACCAGCCUGGGGAGCGGCUUUUAUUUCCUCAAGGACAGAAUGUCUAAUAUAAUCGAAGAGCAGUUCACACCUGUCGAUGGACCAGCCAAGACGGAGAGGAAAUACAUGGAGGAAACUUUUCCAAGAAACGAUUCAGUGUUUUCAAGUGUGAGGCUGAGCACAGAUGGCGAUUAUGCUACUCUCAUAGCUACCAACGACACAAAUAUUCUCACUGUUGAGUGCCUUCAUGACGUCCUAAAUUUGGACUCUAAAAUUAGGAAUAUGUCUGUGCAGCUUGACAACCAGACGUUUAAAUAUGUGGACGUAUGUGCUGAGGUGUUUGGAUCCUGCUUCUCUAAUGAUAUUGUAGAUAUUACUGGAAACAAUGGCACCAGCAUAGACACCGUCAAUCUGACAUAUCCGUGGUAUAACACUGAUUUUAGGAGCAUUCCCUUGUAUUUAAGUCUGGGAAGUGUCAAACUGAAUCCAGAGAGUUCAGUUGUUGAAGGUGCUGAAGCCAUACAGCUCCGUUAUUAUUUAGUGGAGGACAACAAACCUAAAACUGACCUCUGGCUGGAAAACUUCAUAUAUUUGGUGUCAAAUGAAUCGUCAGCAUCGAUUCAGGUCUCAUACUCCACCUCAAUGUCAAUGCAGUGGGAAUUUGAGAAAUCUUCAACUUCCGUCAUCUAUUUAUUUUCCAUCACCUACGCUAUCUCCAUCGUAUUUUCACUUGUAACUUGUUGGAGGUUGGAUAAUGUGAGGACGAAGGUGUGGGUGGCGCUCUGUGGUGUUCUCUCCACAGGUCUAGCAGUCCUGAGUGGUUUUGGUGUGCUGCUGUUGCUGGGCCAACCUUUUGUUAUGACUGCUGCCUCCUGUCCGUUCAUGAUAUUAGGUAUUGGACUCGAUGACAUGUUCAUCAUGAUCUCCUGCUGGCAGAAGACGCGUGUUUUGGACAGCGUUCCCGACCGGCUUGCUGAAACUUACAGAGAAGCUGCCAUCUCCAUCACCGUCACCUCCCUGACCGACGCCCUGGCUCUCUUCCUGGGCUACAGCUCUCCGUUUGGCUCCGUCCAGUCCUUCUGCCUCUAUGCAGGAAUUUCAGUUUGCUUUUGCUAUUUAUACAGCAUCACUUUCCUGGGGGCGUGCAUGGCUUUGAACGGACAGAGGGAAGCAGAGAACAAGCACUGGCUCACCUGUGCUAAAAUACCAGAGGACCUGCCAUCCAUAAAGUCAAAGGCCUUCAGCGUGUGCUGCAUUGGGGGUCGCUACAAUCGAAUCACAGAAAAGGAAGAAACUGAGGCCUUGAGCUACUUUUUUGAGCGCUUCUACGGUCCGUUUCUGACCCACAAACUGACAAAAACAUGUGUAUUUGUUGUUUACAUGUGCUAUGUGGCUGUUAGCGUCUAUGGCAUCUUUACCUUAGAUGAAGGACUCGACAUCAAGAAUCUGGCCUUGGAUGAUUCCUACAUUAUCGGUUACUACAACCAUCAGAGGCAGCACUUCUCUGAAUACAGCUGCAAUGUGAUGGUGGCAGUCAAGCAGCCCUUCUCUUACGGGGAUGAAGACGAACAGAGGCGUCUGCAGUCAUGCAUUUCAAAUUUUGAAAGUUUGGAUUUUGUCAAUAGCACACUGGCUUGGUUCAUUUCGUAUAAAAACCAUGCCAACGCCUCUAACCUCAACAUAAGCUCUCAGGAAGCUUUCCAAGCACAUCUGCCUCAUUUCUUAGAACUCUACCCCAUGUUCAAAGAAGACAUCAGUCUGACUGAAGCCGACAACAUUCAGGCUUCUCGCUUUUUCAUUCAGACGCUGAACAAAACCACCAUGAAGGCUAUGAUGGUUGCACUCAGGAAGACAGCGGAGGAAUGCCCAGUGGAGCUUCUGGUGUACCACCCUGCUUUCAUCUAUUUUGACCAGUACACCAUCAUUGCAGACAACACCAUUCAAACCGUCCUGGUGGCUGUGACUGUGAUGCUUGUUGUCUCGCUCAUAUUGAUACCCAACCCUCUCUGCUCCAUAUGGGUGGCUUUCGCGGUCUGUUCGGUCAUGGUUGGCGUGACAGGAUUCAUGUCGCUGUGGGGGAUCAGUCUAGACUCUAUUUCUAUGAUCAACCUGGUCAUGUGUAUUGGCUUCUCGGUUGAUUUCUCAGCACACAUCUCGUACGCUUUUGUCUCAAGCGCCAAAACUGACGUCAAUGACAAGGCCAUGGAUGCCUUGGCCCAUUUGGGAUAUCCGAUCCUGCAAGGAGCACUGUCCACCGUUUUAGGUGUGGUGGUACUGUCCAUGUCUGGAAGCUACAUCUUCAGGACGUUCUUCAGGAUUGUGUUUCUUGUGAUUGUGUUUGGGAUACUCCAUGGCUUGGUGUUUAUUCCAGUCUUUCUGACGGUGUUUGGGGUUUGUGGGAAGUAAAGAGGAGAUGGAUGACCUAUGGGACUGUGUGUGCCACAGUCACACAACUCAAAUUUAGCCUAAUUUGCCUAAAUAAAGAAUAUAAAGCGUAGUCCUGCAACACUGCA
Mugil cephalus (flathead mullet) is the source of this 2609-nucleotide messenger RNA. RefSeq names its product patched domain-containing protein 3 (gene ptchd3b). NCBI's taxonomy places the organism in Eukaryota, Metazoa, Chordata, Actinopteri, Mugiliformes, Mugilidae. The coding region runs from base 1 to 2502 and encodes 833 amino acids. Gene Ontology annotation, cellular component: membrane. The transcript is spliced from 4 exons. The record is from RefSeq and is a predicted model, not a curated record.